GGUGUUGCUGAAGAUGCUGGUGGAAAAGUUUGGCUGACCUUUUCCGGUGACCAUGUGACUGGAAAGAGGAGGUUGUGGGGAUUACAGAUGAAGAUAUAAAGCACGGCACAGACAGCACAUCUUCACAAACUCAAGAAGAAAGAAGCAGCUCUGACCAGAGACAUUGGCAGAGGCCUCUUGGGAUAUCUGUGACAACAGAGACCCUCAGCAGAAAUGAACAGCAGCCCCCCUGCAGGAAGCGCCCUGGCCCCUGGUGGAGGAACUGGCCCCACCACACCCAAGAAGGGACCACCCAAGUUCAAGCAGAGGCAGACUCGCACAUUCAAGAGCAAGGCCCCCAAGCCAGGCCAGAAGGGCUUUGGUGACGAUAUCCCUGGCAUGGAGGGUCUUGGCACAGACAUCACAGUGGUGUGCCCAUGGGAAGCCUUUGGCGACAUGGAGCUCAGCGACUUGGCCAAAUACGGGAUCAUUUAAACCUGCUGCCUCCUGCCUUCCUUG
Lates calcarifer (barramundi perch) is the source of this 498-nucleotide messenger RNA. Its product is annotated as retinal cone rhodopsin-sensitive cGMP 3',5'-cyclic phosphodiesterase subunit gamma. Gene Ontology annotation, molecular function: cGMP binding; 3',5'-cyclic-nucleotide phosphodiesterase activity. Lineage: Eukaryota; Metazoa; Chordata; Actinopteri; Centropomidae. Gene Ontology annotation, cellular component: photoreceptor outer segment membrane. The transcript has 3 exons. The record is from RefSeq and is a predicted model, not a curated record. Gene Ontology annotation, biological process: positive regulation of G protein-coupled receptor signaling pathway; positive regulation of epidermal growth factor receptor signaling pathway; visual perception. Bases 214 to 474 code for a protein of 86 amino acids.